This is a messenger RNA of Musa acuminata AAA Group (dessert banana), 1339 nucleotides long. Its product is annotated as dihydroceramide fatty acyl 2-hydroxylase FAH1. The coding region runs from base 387 to 1100 and encodes 237 amino acids. Gene Ontology annotation, biological process: fatty acid metabolic process; lipid biosynthetic process. Gene Ontology annotation, molecular function: iron ion binding; fatty acid 2-hydroxylase activity. Gene Ontology annotation, cellular component: membrane; endoplasmic reticulum. The transcript has 8 exons. The record is from RefSeq and is a predicted model, not a curated record. NCBI's taxonomy places the organism in Eukaryota, Viridiplantae, Streptophyta, Magnoliopsida, Zingiberales, Musaceae.
AUCGAAUCCUCAUCCUUACGUCGCGAAGCCGAGCUGGCACCCGGGCGUUCCGUUGGGAAGUCGACGGCAUGGAUUCGAUUCCGGAAGCGCUACACGAUGUACGGCCCGCGACGAAGUCACAGCCUCCUAUUUAUACGAGAGAAAGAACGAGAAACGAGCAAGGAGGAGGAAUUAGGCAUUUUCGCCUCGGAGCGCGGAGAGGAGAAGCCGGAGAGGCGAUCCCUCCCGCGGUUCUCGACGCCCCUCAUUCCCACGCUAUUCUUCAGGUUUUCCUCUUCCAUUGAAGAAGAGUGGUGGUUUCUUGUGGGAUUUGUGGUCCGACUCAGUUGUCGACGGAGUUUUGGUUCGCCCCUGCGCUUGCUUUUCGUAGAAUUUACAAUACAGAAAUGGUUGCCCAGGGGUUCUCGGUUGACUUGAACAAGCCUCUGGUUUUCCAGGUUGGUCAUCUUGGGGAAGAUUAUGAGGACUGGGUUCACCGGCCCAUCGUUACCAAGGAGAUCCCACGAUUCUUUGCAAAUGGCUUCAUGGAGUGCUUAACGAGAACAGUGUGGUGGGUUGUUCCAGUGAUAUGGCUCCCAGUUGUUUUCUGGUGUCUGACCAUCUCUAUUCGAAUGGGCAACACACUCCCUCAAUUGGUCCCACUGGUGUCAUCAGGAAUUCUUCUCUGGACCAUGAUUGAGUAUUCUUUGCAUCGCUUCCUUUUCCACAUGAAAACAAAAGGCUACUGGGGAAACACAAUUCAUUAUCUGUUUCAUGGAUGCCAUCACAAGUACCCCAUGGACGGACUGCGCCUUGUUUUUCCACCUGCUGCAACAGCCAUCAUAUGUGUGCCGUUCUGGCAUCUGCUGCACCUACUCACGGCUCCAUCAGCUGCGCCUGCCGUGUUUGGAGGUGGCCUGUUGGGAUACGUUAUAUAUGACUGCACCCAUUACUACCUGCAUCAUGGACAUCCAUCCAAACACCCAGCUAAACACCUGAAGCGGUAUCAUCUAAACCAUCACUUCAAAGUUCAAAACAAGGGGUUUGGAAUAACUUCUUCACUCUGGGACAUCAUCUUUGGCACAUUGCCACCAGCAAAAACCUCUCAUCAGAAAAACUGAUUCUUUUGGACAAUGCAAGAAUAGCUUGUAAUUUAUUGAGAUUCCCUACUGUUCUCUUUGGUGGUUCCUUUUUUUUUUUCCUGCAUAUCCCAAAUAAAUAAACAUUGCCCUCCAAUUCUUUCCUUGGAUACAUCACAGAUCAGUGCCCUUGAUCAUCAUGUAUUGAGGGCAUUAUUUGAUGAAAGCUACCUUAUGUAUUAAACUGGUUUAUAUGGAAACAUGAGUUUUUAAUUGGUCAG